Messenger RNA from Amaranthus tricolor (Joseph's coat), 538 nucleotides. RefSeq lists its product as uncharacterized. The transcript has 2 exons. NCBI's taxonomy places the organism in Eukaryota, Viridiplantae, Streptophyta, Magnoliopsida, Caryophyllales, Amaranthaceae. The record is from RefSeq and is a predicted model, not a curated record. The coding region runs from base 95 to 466 and encodes 123 amino acids.
UCGUUGGGAUGUCACGGGCGUGCCCAUCGAUGCCACGGGCGCACCUACUACCGCUAACUACAUGUCGUAGUUCCUCCCCAUUACUCGUGAAUGGAUGACACCACGAGGUAUCAUUGCUGCAGCACAAUAUGCUCCUACUGCGCCGAAGAUGACCAAAUUUGCACAAGGUGUGGCAGCCGUGAUUCACUCUAGCCACGAACAGUCGGUACCAUGCUCCUUGGCACACAAUUCCAGCACUUCAUUUCAGAAGUUGCUGAGGAGGCAUCACCGGCUACCGACGAGGUCCACAUCUCGAAUUCCUCCUCAUGAUGCUCAUUUAGAGAAGAUGGAUUUGUCAUACCCCAUUGAUGGUGCAGGGACCUCGCAGGCUGAGCCAUACCAGCCAUCACGGUACCAGUCACCUCCCCUCCCAGAUCGACACACAAACAUCUUUUACUAUCGUAGGAGGUAUAGGAGGUUAUCUUAAUUAGAUAGGGUGGAAGAGGGUGAUGAGGCUUAGAGUUGUAUAUAUUUUGAUUAACAUAUGUAUAUAUAUGUA